AUGACUCUUGCAACACCUGUAGCUAAUGCCAUAACAGCGCAAGUUCCGGUAACUUCUGUAGUAACGACAACGACAGCGACUCCCUUGUCAGCUGUUAAGCCUACAUCAGUAGCUACACUACCAACUGAAAUGUCAACAGUUAUUGAUGUAUGCCCCAAUACAAAUAAUUGUCAGAUUAUUGCUAGAACAUCGGUCACUGGGAUAUUAACUACAUGUACAGCGACAUAUGGUACAACAGAAACUAUUUCAGCAGCUACUGAUAAAAAAAUAUCAAAAUACACCAUUACAACAUUUAUACAAACUAUCACUGAAAUAUAUCCAGGAUAUGUGACAACUAUAACUACUUUAAGUAACGGUGUAUUAAUGACUUACUCCACAUAUUAUCCACCAACCACUUCCGUUGUGUUGCAAACUGUAACUGGUAUAGUACCUGUAGAAGAUUCUUUUAUAGGAACUUCUAGUGAUGUGGGUACUAAUUUUAAAGAUAGAAAUGGUUUAAUAAAUAUCGUGCUUAGUUUGUGGAUUGUAAUGUGGAGUCUAGUAUAUAUGAUUUCAUUGUAA
Messenger RNA from Dentiscutata erythropus, 561 nucleotides. NCBI's taxonomy places the organism in Eukaryota, Fungi, Glomeromycota, Glomeromycetes, Diversisporales, Gigasporaceae. The record is from the annotation of a GenBank genome assembly.